Messenger RNA from Paramisgurnus dabryanus, 3250 nucleotides. It is a transcript of the gene nr2f1b, whose product is annotated as nuclear receptor subfamily 2, group F, member 1b. The record is from RefSeq and is a predicted model, not a curated record. NCBI's taxonomy places the organism in Eukaryota, Metazoa, Chordata, Actinopteri, Cypriniformes, Cobitidae. Gene Ontology annotation, biological process: regulation of DNA-templated transcription. Gene Ontology annotation, molecular function: zinc ion binding; DNA-binding transcription factor activity; sequence-specific DNA binding.
AGCCUCCCACUUCUGUGCUUUAAUACCUUAAGGUGUCCAUAAUAGAGACCAUUCAAUAGACCACCGCCGGAGCACUCAAGACCAGAAACAAAAAGUGUGGUCAUUUUCUUUUGGAUCAUAAACGUGCCAUUUGAAUUCGUCCACCUCUUUCUUUAAGGAUACCCGCGCUGCUUUAAAUGAAUGCUGUGAGUUAAAUUCUUCCCUUCAUGCCUGUCAAUCAUGUUAGCAGAAGGUUUCACAGCACCGCGUCUUUGCUGCGCUCGGAUCUGAUCAGUUUGUCGAUUCCGUCUGCCCCCUUUACGCGCGGAGGCAUCACCGACACGGAGUUCCUAAAGUCCGCGUGAUUAUCUCCUCUUGGUCUUUUUGUGCACGCAUCUCUAAUCUCAUCGCGUGUUUUCGAUGCGCAUUCCCCAUCAAUUGUUCGUGCAUGGAUAAGACACGACUGGCUUUUCUGAAUCGUUCUGGGGGAAACGCGUAAAAGAUUCCGGCCACUUACAACCGCAGUCCAGCCAUGGCCAUGGUGGUGAGUGUGUGGAGGGACCCGCAGGAGGAAUCAGGGGGAUCAUUGGAUGAUCACACCGGAUCGGGAAAAGACCCCCACAACCCGCGCCUGAGCGCAGCAUCGCACUCUCCAAACGCUGGAGUCUCAUCGGCGGAUGAUAAAGGGCAGACGUCAGCGCCGACCCAGCAGCAUGUUGAAUGCGUGGUUUGCGGUGAUAAAUCCAGCGGGAAACAUUACGGACAGUUCACGUGCGAGGGCUGCAAAAGUUUCUUUAAACGGAGUGUUCGACGGAACUUAACGUACACGUGCCGGGCUAACAGAACCUGCCCAGUGGACCAGCACCACAGGAACCAGUGCCAGUACUGCCGACUGAAGAAAUGUCUAAAAGUGGGAAUGAGGCGAGAAGCGGUUCAGCGAGGACGAAUGGCCCCGAACCAGCCGAACCCAGGCCAUUACAUGCUGACCAACGGAGACCCACUGACCGGUCAGUGUUACCUGUCCGGUUACAUCUCUCUCCUGCUUCGGGCUGAGUCCUAUCCAGCCUCCCGAUACGGCAACCAAUGCAUGCAAUCCGGUAACAUCAUGAGCAUAGAGAACAUCUGCGAGCUGGCGGCCCGUCUGCUCUUCAGCGCGGUGGAAUGGGCCAAGAACAUCCCGUUCUUUCCUGAUCUCCAAAUCACGGAUCAGGUGUCUCUGCUCAGACUCACCUGGAGCGAGCUUUUUGUUCUGAACGCGGCCCAGUGCGCAAUGCCCAUCCACGUGGCCCCUCUCCUUGCCGCCGCCGGACUUCACGCCUCACCGAUGACCGCGGACCGAGUCGUGGCCUUCAUGGAUCAUAUCCGAUUCUUCCAGGAGCAGGUGGAGAAACUCAAGGCCCUGCAGGUGGACUCUGCCGAAUACAGCUGUGCCAAAGCAAUAGUGCUGUUCACGUCAGAUGCAUGCGGUCUGUCAGAUGUGCCGCACAUUGAAGGGCUUCAGGAGAAAUCUCAGUGCGCACUGGAGGAGUACGUGCGCAGUCAGUACCCGAAUCAACCCAUGCGCUUCGGCAAGCUGCUGCUGAGACUCCCCGCUCUUCGUAUGGUCUCAUCCGCCGUCAUCGAACAGCUUUUCUUCGUUCGUCUGGUGGGUAAAACCCCAAUUGAAACGCUUAUAAGGGACAUGCUGCUAUCUGGGAGUAAUUUCAACUGGCCAUAUAUGUCCAUUCAAUGACUCCACAAAGAAAAAGAAAAUGGACGUUUGGUGAGCAUUUGCAGACCUUACACAACUCAACAGCAUCGAUGAACGAUGCAGACAGAAACUGAUCUGAAAUCUCACUUUGUGAAUUUAUAUAGAAACGAUAUACUUGUUAUGUGAAAAUGUGAAGCUUAAGACUCUCUCUCUCUCUCUUUAUCUCUCUCUGUCUUUUAACAGUCAAUCAUGUGCCAUAAAUUCUCUAAAAAUAACUAAUGCAUUUCUUUAGCAGUGUAAUUGUCCAUUUUACAUAUUUCAAGCCAAAUCCCAUCAAAUGUCUUAGUUUAGUUUUAUGAACAAUUAAGGAGGAACUUUGAUCCAAAAUAACUUGCUAUUGUUUUUUUUCUCUGUAUAAUACGUUACAGCAACAUCUAUUUUGCGUUUAUCGCAACUGAGAAAGCGGUGACAAUGGAUUGAUCAAUUAUUUAUUUUACUGUAUUUAUUUUUCUGCCCACAAACUUCCUGUACACGUGAUCUAAACAAUCAACACAGCACUUAACGCAUUGACUUUCUGAGGAUCAAAUCGGUGCUUUUCUCUCGGUUUAAAAUAUUACCCUUGACUAAAAUCUUUUAACUUGCUGAUGAUUAUUUGGGCUGUUGGAUUUGAUGUACGGCACAACACUGAUUAAACUAUUUCCAUUAAUCAUUUCGUGCGUAAUUGUGCUUUUAUUUCGACUUUUCCCCAAAUAAAGAUUAGCUUCGUAACCCUGAGGAACAAAUCAAUGAUCCUUUCCUUAAAGCAUUCUGUCUUGUAAUUUUCAAGUAUUUGAAUUAUUUGUUUAAAAAUGUUUUGAGAUCUUUUAUUAGGAAUUGCGAACCAAAGGAACAAAACCCAACAUUUCCAAAGUCUUCUCUGAAUGAGAACCGUAAGGUAGGAGAGCAUUUGAGUUUUUUAAAAUCGUAAAUAUUAUUAACACACAAUAAUAUAACAACAUAUGGUUUAAUUUACAGUUAAUUUUAUUCAUGUCUUCAUACUUUACACUUAAACCUGCAUACGCAUUUACGCGCUAACACAAUACAUCUGUUAACACAUGAAUUGGGGUAAAUUUUUUUUAUUAAAUAUAAAAUAGGAAAUAUUAAAGCUUAUAAAAUUCGGGUAGGGUUAUAACUUAAAAAAACCUGUUUCUGCUCUUUAAAAAAGUGUAUUACACGUUUGUUACACGAAUGUCUAAAUUUAACAGUAUAAUUAUAUGAUCCAGCUAUAUGGUCGUCAUUGAUCUAGUUAUGUUAGUUCAUAUAAGUCAUUGAUCUGGUUAUGUUAGUUUAUGUAAGUCAUUGAUCUAGUUAUAUUUGUUUAUGUUAAUCACUGCUUACAAAAGAGAUCAUUUGGACUGCAAGGCUUUGAAAUAAUGAACAGAGACGUACUGUACAGUAAAUUUAGUUGGUAAACUGUACAGGUAAAAUAUGAUUUAUAUAACAGGGGUGACAGGAAAGCGAUGUGAUGUUAUUAUCACCCAUGAAUUGAAGUAAACUGGAUGGGCGAUGCAAUUUGUGUCAUUUUUGUAAAGCUGAAUGUCC